GUAUAUGAUGAGCAGGUGUGUCUAUUUUAUUGGCUUAUGUAAAAUUUCAUCAAUUAUAUGUACUAUUAAUUUUUUAUGUCAUUUUGUAUGAUGUAUAUGCACAAGUGAUAAAGGAUAUGGAUGUGUUUGAACAACAGCCUUCUCCAAUGCACCCAAAGAAGGAUUUGGGUACCAGAAAAUGCUAGCAAGAGGGUGAUCAUAUCACCUUGGAGGAAGGUUCUUCGUUUCGGCAAGAGGGGGAAACUGAGUCCCCGUUUCAUCGGUUCCUAUCCUGUCACGGCAAGGGUGGGCCCUGUUGCUUAUCAGUUGGAACUACCUCCUGAGUUUAGUAGAAUCCAUAAUGUGUUCCAUGUCUCCAUGCUUCGUCAUUACGAAUCCGAUCCUACGCAUCGAAAACCUGAAGGGGCAGUCACCCUUGAUGAUAGCUUAAGUUUUGAGGAGAAACCCGUGCAGGUCCUAGCACGAGAGGUGAAGGAACUGAGAAAUCAAAGAGUGCCUUUGGUCAGGGUACUAUGGCGUAACCACACAGUAGAAGAAGCUAUUUGGGAGACCGAAGAAUCUAUGAGAGCGCAGUACCCAUAUCUUUUUAGUGCUGACAGUCCAGAUCUUGCUCUUCUGAAUCCGAUCACGCAAACAAAUCGUGAAAGGGAGUUAGAGACCCACUCCGUCCAGAAACGGCCACGGGAAGGAGUCAGUGAUGAUGAUUUCCUUCCCAAGAAGAAUAAGGGUGAUGGUACUUCUGUUUCGCCCAGCCCCCUAUCGACUUCUUCUGGCACUCAGAACACCACCUCUGCUGCUGCACCCGGUGGUUUAGAGCUACCCAACCCGGAAAGCUUGGACCAUGAGGCAGUUGAACUCCCAGACCAAGAACCACUCAAAAAACCAUCGGUGCAGCUUCAGCCUGAUGCAAGCAAUACCUUCCCAAAAACUGCAUCUGCUCCUCAAGACAUGGUGGAAGAAGUUGAGGGGCAGAGAGAACCGGAGUCUUCUCCCACAGCAGAGAAGGAGGUUGAAGUGCAAUCAGAACUGGAAGCUCUCUCUUCGGUGAAGGAAAAAGGUGCUGAGGCCCCUUCAGAGACGGAUAGAGCGACUGAGACACAGCGGGAAUCGGAGGAACAACGGGAACCGGAGGAACGGCGUCACGCCACCACCCGUGGCCUCACUUCCCUGCAGGCUUCCCACUGGACCAUCCAGGCCAAUCUGGAGAAGAUGAAGGAGUCCCUAAGGGAGCCCACAAUCCCUCAGGCUCGUCCUGACAUGCUCGCUCUCAAUGCUCUUUACUCCAUGGAGCAGUCGGUGACUUCUCCCUUGCCCAGGGAGGAGAAUCACUCUCAUCUUCCCCUACAGAGUAAAGUCGUCAUCGACUUAACCCUUUCCGGGACAUCUUCUUCUUCGGAUGAUGAUUUCUCCGUCUCUCCAGCUCAAUCCAACGACAUGGCUGGGUUGAGUCCUGGUGAGUUCUCAAGACUCUAUCCGGCACCUCGCCUUCCUGCACCAUCUCCUCCUAGUCCACCCAGGCUUCCGUCCGGGAGGAUAGACUGGGAUUCUAUGACCCUCCACGACUUCGCCUUGUACCAGAGGAUGUGCAGGGCUAAACUUGGACGCUCCUUGCCAAUUGUCGAGGCGGAACCUUCACGUGAAAGCCGAACUGCUUCUCCAAACUUGCUGAAGUCUGCCAACGAUGGUUCUUCAUUGAGGGCAGCAGCUCCCCGUCCUGGGACAUGGGAAGACUAUGACAUAUGGGAAACCGCUGAUUCCACAGCGUGUCCCUCGUCAAAGAGAAGGAGCCGAUGGAAGGGACCACCACCUCCUUCAUGUUGAGCAUGGAUGCAAUAGGCCCUCCUUUAGUGCCUAGCCCCCUGCAAAUCAAAUUUCUUUUCCUUG
Molecule: messenger RNA, 1884 nt
Organism: Cuscuta campestris
Lineage: Eukaryota; Viridiplantae; Streptophyta; Magnoliopsida; Solanales; Convolvulaceae
Source: the annotation of a GenBank genome assembly